This is a messenger RNA of Oppia nitens, 1422 nucleotides long. Its product is annotated as sortilin-related receptor-like. The record is from RefSeq and is a predicted model, not a curated record. Gene Ontology annotation, molecular function: protein binding. Lineage: Eukaryota; Metazoa; Arthropoda; Arachnida; Sarcoptiformes; Oppiidae. The transcript is spliced from 10 exons. The annotation marks the transcript as partial.
UUUUCACAGAUUAUAUUACAUUCAAAAAAUGUUAGUGCUGUCAAUUAUUGGCGAAAGUUAGGUCCGAUACCGAGUGACCUUCGGGUGAAUUCCGAGUGCAAGUCAUCGCUUCAAUGUUUACUAUUUAUACCGAACUCUCACUGCGAUUGGGAUCAAAGGGUGUGCACGUGUCAGCCCUAUUACAUACUAUACAAUGACACCACUUGUCUCCCGGCGUCACUAUUGGGCUUCGGGUGUAGUAUUGACGCUCAGUGUACGCUAAAAGUGCCAAAUAGUCAGUGUCUGGACGGCAUAUGUCAGUGCAAACAGGAUUUUAUACCAUUGAGAAGAGAUAAAUGUUUACCCCCGGCUAAAGUGGAAGACUAUUGUUUGAAUGACCAACAGUGCCGACUCUAUGAUCGCUAUACUCAUUGCAAAUAUAUAAUUCCCCGCAUUUACGGCAAAUGCAAGUGUCCUCUCGGAAACACUUUAACCAAAGAUGGCAAAUGUCUGCCCAAUCUUCAGACACAAUGUUAUGCCGACAAUGACUGUCAAAUGGCCACAAAUGACUCGGUUUGCAAACUAAAUGCCAAUACAUUGUCAUCAGAGGACAAAUCGUGUGUUUGUAGGGAUGGCUUUGAGAUGACUGACGAUAAGCUGCACUGCAGAGCAUUGCCUACAACUACCAAACCUUCAGUUGCACCAAUAAAUGCCAUCGAUUCAGAUGUCGAUGAAAGUGCCUUUACUAUAGAUCCGGUAUCACUUGGAAAGCAGUGUAAGAGCUCAGUCGAGUGUCAGAUAAGAGAUCCAUUUUCCGCAUGUAUUGGAGGCAUAUGUGAAUGUAUCUCAAAGACACCGUCAUGUAGUGUAGCCAAUAGAGGCUGUCAUAACGACACCUUCCAGUGCCGUAACGGACAAUGCAUUUCAUGGUAUUUCGUAUGCGAUAAAAACAAGAACUGCGACGACGGAUCUGAUGAAGAAGGAUGUGUUAAACACAAUUGUCCUAAAGAAGCAUUUCAGUGUAAUGACGGCACAUGUCUAUCACGGGGAUCGGUGUGUAACGGCAAAUGGGAGUGUCCUGAUGGGUCAGAUGAGGCCCGUUGUUAUAAGGGCAUUCCCUGUGAUUAUAAGGCUUUCCGUUGCAAAAGUGGUCAGUGUUUGCCUCAAUACACUUUCUGUAAUGCCGUCGCCGACUGUCUGGACGGCAGCGAUGAAAAUGAAGAGAUUUGUGAAAAAUCCAAAACCUGUCCAAAUGGUACCUUUCAGUGUGAGAACAACCGGUGCAGAUCUACAGCCGUCCUGUGCUCGGGAGUCGACGGCUGUGGCGAUGAUAGCGAUGAAAACAAAUGUGAAGUUUGCUACUGUGAGAAACCGAUGCGAAGAAAUUAUAAGAGAUUUAAAUUUCAAUAUUAAAAUAUUAAAUUUAAAAAAAUAUUUUAAUUG